AUGACGGCGGAGAAGGCGCUGCCUCUGGGCAACGGGAAGGCUGCCGAGGAGGCGCGGGAGUCUGAGGUGCUGAGCGGCGGCGGCGGGGGCGCGGGGUCCGCGCGCGACAAGCGCGACAAGGCGGUCCACGAGCGCGGCCACUGGAAUAACAAGGUGGAGUUCGUGCUGAGCGUGGCGGGGGAGAUCAUCGGGCUGGGCAACGUGUGGCGCUUCCCCUACCUGUGCUACAAGAACGGCGGAGGGGCAUUCCUGAUUCCCUAUGUGGUGUUUUUUAUAUGCUGUGGGAUUCCUGUUUUUUUCCUGGAAACAGCUCUGGGACAGUUUACGAGUGAAGGUGGCAUUACAUGUUGGAGGAAAGUGUGCCCUUUAUUUGAAGGCAUUGGUUAUGCAACGCAGGUGAUUGAGGCCCAUUUAAACGUGUACUACAUUAUCAUCCUGGCAUGGGCCAUUUUCUACCUGAGCAACUGCUUCACCACCGAGCUCCCCUGGGCCACCUGUGGCCACGAGUGGAACACAGAGAACUGCGUGGAGUUCCAGAAACUGAACGUGACCAACCACAGCCACGUGUCCUUGCAGAACGCCACCUCUCCUGUCAUGGAGUUUUGGGAGCGCCGGGUCCUGGCCAUCUCAAAUGGGAUCGAGCACAUUGGGGACCUUCGCUGGGAGCUGGCCUUGUGUCUGCUGGCAGCCUGGACCAUCUGUUACUUCUGCAUCUGGAAGGGGACCAAGUCCACGGGAAAGGUGGUGUAUGUCACUGCGACGUUCCCCUAUGUCAUGCUGCUGAUCCUCCUGAUCCGAGGGGUCACGUUGCCCGGGGCCUCCGAAGGCGUCAAGUUCUACCUGUACCCCGACCUCUCCCGGCUCUCCGACCCACAGGUCUGGGUAGAUGCUGGGACGCAAAUCUUCUUCUCCUAUGCCAUCUGCCUGGGUUGUCUGACCGCUCUGGGAAGUUAUAACAAUUAUAACAACAACUGCUACAGGGACUGCAUCAUGCUCUGUUGCUUGAACAGCGGCACCAGCUUCGUGGCCGGGUUUGCCAUCUUCUCAGUCCUGGGCUUCAUGGCAUAUGAGCAGGGGGUGCCCAUCGCCGAGGUGGCAGAGUCAGGCCCUGGCCUGGCCUUUAUCGCCUACCCAAAGGCCGUCACCAUGAUGCCCCUCUCCCCACUCUGGGCCGCCUUGUUCUUCAUGAUGCUCAUCUUUCUGGGCCUGGACAGCCAGUUCGUAUGCGUGGAGAGCCUGGUGACCGCCGUGGUAGACAUGUACCCCAAGGUCUUCCGGAGGGGCUAUCGGCGGGAGCUGCUCAUCCUGGCCCUGUCGGCCACCUCCUACUUUCUGGGUCUUGUGAUGUUAACAGAGGGCGGUAUGUACAUCUUCCAGCUCUUUGACUCCUACGCCGCCAGCGGAAUGUGCCUUCUCUUCGUGGCUAUCUUCGAGUGCAUCUGCAUCGGCUGGGUAUACGGAAGCAACCGCUUCUAUGAUAACAUCGAAGACAUGAUUGGCUACCGGCCGUUGUCACUCAUUAAAUGGUGCUGGAAGGUCGUGACCCCCGGGAUCUGUGCGGGCAUCUUCAUUUUCUUCCUGGUCAAAUACAAGCCCCUCAAGUACAACAACGUGUACACCUACCCCGCCUGGGGCUAUGGCAUCGGCUGGCUCAUGGCCCUGUCCUCCAUGCUCUGCAUCCCGGUCUGGGUCUGCAUCAAGGUGUGGAAGACGGAAGGGACGCUGCCAGAGAGAUUCCGCAAGUUGAUGAUCCCCAGCGCCGACCUGAAAAUGCGGGGCACGCUUGGGACAGGCCCACGGACGGUGGCGGUUAAUGACUGUGACGCCAAACUCAAGGGCGAUGGGGCCGUUGCGGCCAUUACAGAGAAGGAGACGCACUUCUGA
Messenger RNA from Budorcas taxicolor (takin), 1884 nucleotides. RefSeq names its product solute carrier family 6 member 11 (gene SLC6A11). Gene Ontology annotation, biological process: neurotransmitter transport; sodium ion transmembrane transport. Gene Ontology annotation, cellular component: plasma membrane. The record is from RefSeq and is a predicted model, not a curated record. Gene Ontology annotation, molecular function: gamma-aminobutyric acid:sodium:chloride symporter activity. Lineage: Eukaryota; Metazoa; Chordata; Mammalia; Artiodactyla; Bovidae. The coding region runs from base 1 to 1884 and encodes 627 amino acids. The transcript is spliced from 14 exons.